AUGCGCCGCGUCCUCCGGCUGCUCCUCGGCUGCUUCCUCACCGAGCUGUGCGCCCGCGUGUGCCGGGCGCAGGAGCGAGCGGGGCACGGGCAGCUGGCGCAGCUGGGCGGCGUGGUAGUGCUGGCGGGGGGCAACCGGUCCGGGGCCGCCUCGGGAGAGGCCGGCGAGGGCGCGGGGGCCUCGGACGCGCCCCCGACCCGGGCGCCCACGCCGGACUUCUGCCGGGGCUACUUCGAUGUCAUGGGCCAGUGGGACCCGCCGUUCAACUGCAGCUCGGGCGACUUCAUCUUCUGCUGCGGGACUUGUGGCUUCCGGUUCUGCUGCACAUUUAAGAAGCGGCGACUGAACCAGAGCACCUGCACCAACUACGACACUCCGCUGUGGCUCAACACCGGCAAGCCCCCCGCACGCAAGGACGACCCCCUGCACGACCCCACGAAGGACAAGACCAACCUGAUCGUUUACAUCAUCUGCGGGGUGGUGGCCGUCAUGGUGCUUGUAGGCAUCUUCACCAAGCUGGGGCUGGAGAAAGCGCACCGGCCGCAAAGGGAGCACAUGUCCAGACACACACCCUCCCCACACCUCCGGCGGGGGCCCAUGUGUGCUCGUGUGGAUGCACGAGCUCCGUACGCCUGCCUAAAAAAUCUGAACAAAGAGACCCACCAAAAAUAG
This is a messenger RNA of Panthera uncia (snow leopard), 672 nucleotides long. RefSeq names its product shisa family member 9 (gene SHISA9). Gene Ontology annotation, cellular component: postsynaptic density; postsynaptic membrane; AMPA glutamate receptor complex. The coding region runs from base 1 to 672 and encodes 223 amino acids. The record is from RefSeq and is a predicted model, not a curated record. Gene Ontology annotation, biological process: regulation of short-term neuronal synaptic plasticity; regulation of AMPA receptor activity. NCBI's taxonomy places the organism in Eukaryota, Metazoa, Chordata, Mammalia, Carnivora, Felidae. The transcript has 2 exons.